GCAGGACUGACCACUACAAGGAACCAUGGAGACUUUCAAUACCAACAGUGGAUUAACUUCUGUUUUUACUGGAGACAAUGUUACUCAGCAGUCCGGUAGUCUGUGGAGACCGUGGACUGGAAUAGAGGACAAAACUGGUGCACACAAGGCUCAUUCCAUUCAUGGAGACCUUUCUGCUGCAAAGCAACCCAAAACCCCGCAGGUCGUUCACCCAGUGAAGUUGUACUGGCCUAAAUCGAGAUGUUUUGAUUAUUUGUACCAGGACGCAGAAAUGCUCCUGCGCAACUAUCCGGUCCAAGCGACCAUCUGCAUAUACGAAGACUCAAGCAGUGAUGAAGACAGCGAGGAUGAAGAGGAGGAGAUGGGGAAAGAGCUGAACUAAAUGUGGCUCUCUGAAGCCUUUGAAGACGAGUUGUUGCAUAAUGUGAUAAUAUAUUUCUCUUAACUUAUUACUGUAAAUAUAUAUAAAUAGACUUUUUUUUUUUCAUUUCUAUACCAAACAAGAAUGUAAAUGCUUAAGUUAUUCCUUUAACAUUUCUACCUCUUUUGUAUUCUGCUGAAAAUUGCAAUAAAAUACUUUAAAUUAAA
Messenger RNA from Dicentrarchus labrax (European seabass), 588 nucleotides. It is a transcript of the gene ripply2, whose product is annotated as ripply transcriptional repressor 2. The coding region runs from base 26 to 382 and encodes 118 amino acids. Gene Ontology annotation, cellular component: nucleus. The record is from RefSeq and is a predicted model, not a curated record. NCBI's taxonomy places the organism in Eukaryota, Metazoa, Chordata, Actinopteri, Moronidae. The transcript has 3 exons. Gene Ontology annotation, biological process: embryonic pattern specification; negative regulation of transcription by RNA polymerase II.